Molecule: messenger RNA, 471 nt
Organism: Ostertagia ostertagi
Lineage: Eukaryota; Metazoa; Nematoda; Chromadorea; Rhabditida; Trichostrongylidae
Source: the annotation of a GenBank genome assembly
UUCGAUGAGCAGUCGCUGGGCCGUUUGAAGCUGGUCUCUCGCUACCUGAAUGCGAUCAUUGAAAAGCAUCGGAGCGCCCUGGCAAAGCAGACAAUAUAUCUGGCCGUGUUUAGAGAGAACGAACUCAUAGUUGAACGGUUUCUGAGAAGAAGCAGGUGGGAGGACUAUAAGUACGCUGUCUGCGGACCGCACUUCGACAGUACCGUGUUACGCCAACUUGUUUGUGCCAACAUCGACACCAUACGCUUCGAGGUGACUAUGCCUGAUGACGUUGCCGUUCGGUUAGCCGAACGCAUCGCUGCUCUGAAAUCGACGGUGUACCGAGUGUGUUUCCAUAGGUGUCACCUGAGUCCAAGGAGCAUCAUAAACCUACUCGCCGUGCUGCAACCGCAACAAGUCAGCAUUGAAUUCGAUCUCUCCGUCAAAGGCACCACUGUUGAGGCGUUGUGUGAAGACGUCAGGUUUCUAGAG